Molecule: messenger RNA, 2697 nt
Organism: Cyanidioschyzon merolae strain 10D
Lineage: Eukaryota; Rhodophyta; Bangiophyceae; Cyanidiales; Cyanidiaceae
Exons: 1
Coding region: 1-2697 (898 amino acids)
Molecular function (GO): protein binding
Source: RefSeq, a predicted model, not a curated record
AUGGUUGCUUUCUUGCAAAGUGGCGCGUUUCCGCUCAACGGCAAGCUAUGGAGUUGGACGGCGUCUCCUAAAGGGAGGCCUCUUCGCUGCGAGCGGACCCGGAAGCUGUCGUGGCGUAGAGGCCGUGGCUCCUGGUCGGUGCGGGCGUCGCACUCGGGCGAGACGGACCCACGACUGGUGCAACUUGGUGGAACAGACCGCACAGGAACCUCAGGCGACCACGAAAGGUUGCUGUGGGAGGCGUUAGAGCGCGACGUGAGCGAAGCUGAAACCGUAGGUAAGCUUCCACAGCCUUUGAGGACAGAGCUUUUGUCGAAAAUAAGGGAAUUUGUAGAAGAGGUAGCGCAGCGUCAGUCAGUGCACGAUCUGAAAAGUGCGGAUUUCGCACUUAAGGAUGAGGCCCUAGCGCCCGACAGUCAGUGGCAGCUCGUUGAACCUAACGAACCGUCGGACGCGGUUCGCUCCACCCAGCCCAGGCGUGCAUCGAGUUUUGGGCCGGCUGCUGACUGCCUCACACAAAGCCCGCGAGAUCGGCUCGCUUCUCAGCCCGGAGGCGCGGACUUUAAUCAAAACGGCCAAGAACGCCUUGCAGGCAUCAAUACCUCAGGCGUGGACAGCCCUGAGAAAAGGUCAGUGUGUCCGCCCACUGCCGUACACAGAAGGAGCACUGUUUCCGUUCACGCGGAAGAGUGGACUUGGUCAGAUGAUAGCGCGUACGACCCGGUUGAUGGAGCGAAUGAAUACAGACCCGAACAACAACUCAACUCUGAUACGCCAAACCCGAUACGAGGGAGUGCAAAAGACCCCUCUGAAAGAGAUAUCAAAGCCCAGGAGUCCGCGCACCACGCUACCGAGGAUCGAGAAAUCCUCUCAGAAUUGUCGGAAGUCGAGCAUGCCAACGACGAUCGUACCCUGGACACACGCGAUGCGUAUGGGCGGAUGCAGCAGCGCUUGCGCCCAGCGUCACGCACGCAAAUGCGCAUGGAUGUGCCUGGCAACGACACGCAGCGCGCGCGCGAAGAUGCACGAAUCGGCCCCGAGCAGCCUGUGUCGCAAGCAUCGAUGCGCCCUGGGAAACGCUAUCGACGGCGAACUGGGAACGGGACACGUGUCGGGAUAGCGACCCCCGAGCCGGAGCAGCCUCCGGCAUCGCGCGCCCUGCCAGAGCGGCUCGCGAAAGAUGCCCAUGACUCCGCAACGGAUGAGGAAGUCUUCAGGCUGGCCCGAAUGUAUUAUGCUCAGUUUCGAGGGAUGCUAAGUCUCGCACUUCGAGAGGUAUCGGAGUGCAACGCUGAACGGUGGAAUCGACGCGAGAGGCUCACGAGUCGUCUCCGCUCGACCCUGGAGGGUGCCAUCGCGCUUCUGGGAGAAGCGGGCACCGAAAGACUCGUGACUACCAAUGACAUGAACGAUCUGCUGAGCUGCCUCGCGGGGCUGCGUUUCCUCGACGAGCUGGAGGAGGUCCUCGAACUGAUGGAGUCGCGAAAUAUUCCACGUGACAAUCGCACGUAUACCCUCGUGCUAGACGCCCUCUGCAAGGCGAAGCGCAUUGAUACCGCCAUCGAUAUAUUUGAGAACUAUGUGGUUCGUGGGGCCGCCCAGGAUGGAGCACCCUGCGGCGGUCGGCAUCAACGCGCUAGUCGAGUGCAUCCUACCCUUGUGAUGUACAAUAUACUUAUUGGGGGCUGCGCACGGACCCUGCGUCUGGACAAGGCGUUUGAGUUUUUCGAACGCCUACAGAGUCCUCCUGACAACUUUUCGCCGGAUACCCAUACAUACUGCGCUCUUCUGGAUGCCUGCGCUAGGUGCAGUAACACGGAGCUCGCGCUGCACGUCUUUGAAGAAAUCGAGCGCAAGGGCGAGCAGAUAGACAGUGCGGUGUACGGAGCUCUGCUCGCGGCAGUUGCCCGCUCUGGAGACCGUCGCCUCGCGUUCGCUGUUCGCGGACUCAUGCGACGCCGUGGCCUUGCUCCGACGACUGCGGUGUUUGCCAACUUGAUGGAGCUCUGUGCGGCGGAUGGGGACUAUUUAAGCGGCUUUGCACUUCUCCGGGAGAUGCGGGCCUGGGGUAGGGAUCCCACGCAUCCCAUUUACGUGAAUCUCAUGAAUGCCUGUGGACGCAGUGGCCAACCAGAGUACGCAAUGGCGGUUCUGGACUUGAUGAAGUCGAAUGGCGUUGCUCCAUCGGAGUCAGCGUACUGUGCUCUUAUCGACGCCUGGGCGCGCAUCAAGCGCCUUGAUCGAGCGUUCGGAGUCUGGAGAGAUAUGCGAGCCGGCGGCUUUGAGCCGCGGCUGCGUACGGCGAGUGCGCUGCUUUCUGCGUGCAGGCGCUGUAAGAAUCUCCAAGUGGCACACUGGCUCUACCAAGCGCUCAGGGCGGAGCUUGCUCGGGAACGACGCACUGCGGAAACUUCCGAAGACGGUACGAAUUCCUUAGCGUCGCAGCAAGUGCAGAUAUUCCGCACGAUGAUGGAACUCGCCUGCGACGUGGGCGACUACCGUCAUGCGGUGCUGAUCUAUCUCACGGAUGCCGCUCAAUCUGGGCUCCUAGAGAGCAAACAUGCACGCUUGGCAUUGAGGUCGAGUCUUCGUCGACUCCGGCAGGCGGUGUUUCGAUGCUCGGCAAGCGGAGACGAUAUGGAGACGCUGCGGAACGCGUUUCGUAACCUGGUCGAUGCACGGGCGGCGCAGAUAUAG